AUGGAAACUGAAUUCGAUGCCUUUGAAAUUGACGAUUUCGGCCCUUCGGUCCGGGUACAGGUGCCAAGUACCAGUGAGGGCCUGAGCCAGUUCAACCAGGCUUUCCUAGACCCGCAGCAGCGCGCCUAUGUCCAGAACAUCGACUUCCACGUGGUUCUCCCGCCCAUCAGUAACAAACGUCUCAAGAAACUGCAAAGCCAACGGGAAGCAGCUGAGAAUGAUGCCUGCUUCACACGCGCUGUGACAAAAUUCUUUGGGCGGUUGGCGAAAUGGGAGCGCCGUCGAUAUGGGCCAGGGGUCACUCUGAAGCUGGUCGUGGCAUCGCCGACGGACUGGCAGGCAGAGGAGAUGGAGGAGGACGGAGAACUGACAAACACUCACAACAUACGGUCCGCACCGAUAUGGCAAGUACGAGACCACUUUCGGUAUAUCCGCUUCGAUGAAACUUUGCUGCAGCCGUCCGGUUCAGGCUCGUCGGGUCUGCCGCAGAUUGCGUGUGUAUCCGAUUUCGAGUUUGACGGGGGACCGGGCGGACGGAACAUUCACCCCGACGUUAUUUCGGCCAUUUCAAGCGCGUUGGUAUCGGCUAGGAAGAUGGAAUGGAAAUUCCAACUUCCCACACGACGCCUGAUGACUGCCAGAAGAGAGAUUAGGUCUUCUCUAGGGAACGCUCUGCUCAAUACAGCGUUUCCUAGCCUGGUUGACUUCAAGGUCAAACUCCAGGAUGCAGACCCCCACAAUGAAGCCUUUGAGCCGGGUAGUCUGCUGGAGGAUGGAGAGGAAGAAGACAGGCUGAGCCUUGGAGUGCGACGUCUCUGCCAGCUUCCGACUCUAAAGAGGUUGCAACUAGAGUGUCUGUGGGUCUUGUCGCCAGCAGCAAUUGGGUCGCAACCGAAUCUGCCUGACAUCCAGUGUCCCUCUCUUGAAUACCUUUACAUCGACUGCGCUGUUACAACACCAGAUGGGAAGUACUUGCUAACGGGCAAUCUCGAAAAGGCCAUGAUGGAUGACGGCGGCUAUGCAAAGACCUCGGACGAAUUCAUGGCUGCUUUUGACUCCGACGACUCGGACACGUCUGACUUCCAACCCGACUUUGAAUGGGCGAAGCAAGCUGGCGAGUUCCCUGGGCGAUGGUUCAGAUUGACGCCAGACUCAGAAACGUUUGUGCCACUUGCGCGCUCCUUUGCUGGCGCGGUGGUCAAGAUGCCGUCAUUGCGCCGAAUGGACAUCCACUUUGGAGGGACUGCUACGAAUACACGAGCACCUUUGGAUAUGUCCUAUUUUGCUCCUCACGAGCCGAAUCGUGGCGCAAGUCAGCUAAAUGGCAGGAAGGCAUUCGAUGAGGAGAAUGCUAGCCGUCCUCGUUGGUUCCUUCUGGGCGGCCGGAAGUUUGACAAGCAUUGGAAGAUACCCUUGGAGCUGGAAGGUGAUUUCAAGGGAGGGUCAGGUCGAGGCUGUGUUCAUCUCGCCACUAAUUAA
Molecule: messenger RNA, 1479 nt
Organism: Colletotrichum truncatum
Lineage: Eukaryota; Fungi; Ascomycota; Sordariomycetes; Glomerellales; Glomerellaceae
Source: RefSeq, a predicted model, not a curated record